AUGGUGGCGCGCAGAAACUCUGAGGAAGACUCCGAAGGAAAAUCAGUUCAGGACAGCUCAUCUGAUACCAGCGAAGAAGACUUGGACUACUUAAUCGACAGUGUUUUAGGAAACCUAUCCGUUUAUCCGUCUAACACCAAAGUAAUGACAAUCAAAAACCGGAAGGAACGUUCUAAACACGAUCGUUCCGAAAAACCUUCCAAUGUUGAAUCGACUGCCUCGCCUCAAAAUGAGUCACAUACUUUUGGAGUAAGAAGACAUACCUCAGGAAGUCGUGGACAAACGUCAUCACGUAUUCGUAACCGUCAAAACCGGGGUCACGCAUCAUCUACAGUCAUGAGGCAAAACAGAUACGCCUUUGCCCAAUAUGCAACAGCUGCGGAUAGCCGACUUUCUCCUACUUCUGUAAAUCGACACUGGUCUAAUUCUAAUGAACCCACAAAGAAUAUCCGCGAUCGCUUGGUUGAGUGCUCUGAGGUUACUGAUCUGGGAACUGGCAAUAAUAGUGAAGAUGAAUACGGUCGAGUGUCUGAGAAUACUAGUCCGAAUUCCUCAAAGUUGGAAGACAAUGCUUUAGAUCAGAUUUUAAAGGAGAAAAAGGGCUGGAAAGUUGUGCGUGUCCAUGGCGAUGGCGCCUGCUUAUUCCGAAGUGUUUCACACCAGGUUUUUGGUGAUGAGGAAAAGCAUGAUAUAAUUAGGAAGCAGGUUGUCGAUUACAUGUGCAAGAAUCGCGAACACUUUUCUCAAUACGUAACCGAGGAUUUUGAUCGCUAUCUUCACCGAAAGCGACAACCUAAUUGCUUUGGUAACCACCUGGAGAUCCAAGCAAUAUCGGAGCUUUAUAAUCGACCUGUUGAAAUCUACUACAACAAUGUUGUUCCUAUCAAUGUUUUUCACGCCGAGUACUCGCAUGACGUCCCAAUUAGACUGGGUUACUACGGUCGAACGCAUUACAACUCGAUCAUUGACCCUUGCAAACCGUCAUUUGGUCAUGGGUUGGGCAUGCCUAACUACCAACCUGGGCUGCCCGAAAAGGAUCUUGUCAAGCAGGCAAUUCGAGAAUCGGAGACUAGUGAGUUGGAAGAAGCCAUGCUGAGGGAUAAGUUGGCUGAAUCGGAGAACAAACAACUGGAGGACUGUAUUGCUGAACACGUUUUGCGUGAAUCCCUCUACGAACACAUGAAGGCUCGAUUAGAUGGGCAGGCAGCCGAGCGUCAACGAAUGGCCUCGCCUCCUCAGUCUGUGUCCCCAGGGUUGCGGGAAUCAACUCCCCCACCACUGUCUACCUCCAAUCUAGUACCUUCAUCGACAUCUGCCUCCCAAGUGCCCUGUUCCUCCUCUUGUUCCUCUGCACUUCCCUCCUCCUCAACCUCUAUCAAGCCCUCUUCCUCUAAUACCGUCGUUGAUGUUCCUGGUUCUGCUGCCACCUUGACGGCUGCUGCCGCUUCUGUCGCUGCUGCUUCCGCUUCCUCCGACCCGGCUGCCAGUGACUUCGCAGUGCUUCGAUACAUCCCUGCUAACAUGCUGGGACGCUCGGCUAGCAUGAUUCUCACCACCUUCACGUUCUACUCCAUCGGUUUUUUCGUAAAGGCUUCAUUUGUUCUCUUUUUUCCUCCCUCACCUACUCUCACCACCGUUUUUGACAUGAGCGACGACGAUGUGCUAGCGAUGGUCUUAGAGCAAUCUCGAAGCGAGUACAUUGAGGGUCUGCGCGCGGCCUACCGGGGCGAAGAUGACGAUUUCGAGGAGCGUGGACGUCCCACCGCGCAGUCUUACUUCCGUCAGAACUUGGAACCCUCUCAGCCAUCUGCUGCAUUAUCAAAGGACUAUUCUAGCGGUAGUGGCGGUUGCGGUGGUAGUGACGAUCCCAAUCGUGACGUUAUGAGUUCUUCUCCGUUGGAUAACUGUAGAGAAGAGAUACAGCAGUUAAGAAACUCCUUGAAGGAGGCUUUACGUGAGAAAUAUGAAGCUGCGCAGUGCGGAUUAAAGCUACUUGAGGAAAAGGAAAGCUUGCAGGCAAAACUUGAUGAGUCUGAAGAACUUCUUGAACAACUCAGAAGGGAGCUACAGUUAACUCAGGAGAAAUGUGAUGAACAAAAUGAACUUCAUAGAAAGAUGAACCGGGUGGGCUUCCAGGAGGAGGAUGACCUCCUCAGUCGAUCGGCCAAUCGUGAAGAACAACUUUCGGGUCGCAUUAGAGACCUUGAGCACGACUUAAAAAGUACCAAAGCAAAAUACGAACGCCAAAUGGCUGAAAAUGACAAAUUGCAUCAAAUGAUGCAGGAAAUUCAGGCUAAAUAUGAUAGUGUUGAGAAAACUCGACUUGAACUUAAACAGGAGAUAAAAGCAAUGAAGGUCGUAGAAACGCGAUUGCUUAGUGAGUUGGAUGAACUGGAGUCAGAGAAUUUGGAAUUACAGAAGAAUGUCUUGGCGCUGAAGACUAGUCAGAUUGAGUUUGAGAGUCUUAAGCAUGAGCUGAAACGAGGCCAGGAGGAAAACGAUCAAAUGCACGUUUUACUAGAGGAAGUCACUCGGCUGAAAAGAAUCACAGAGAAGUCGUUAGAGGAGGCCUUAGAGUCACUUCAAAUCGAAAGGGAACAACGGCACAACUUAAAAAAGGAGCUUGAUAGCCGUCUGGCUUAUGAGUCGUUCUAUCAUCUUAAUUCAAUCCAAAAUGGUCUCGCACAGUCUGCUCAAUUACAAUUAUUCAAUACAUCAGAGUCAUUGGAGCACUCAAAUUCCAGUGUCAAUAUUGCGCACAAAGGAGAUGACUUGUUUUCUGAACUAAAGCUGAGUGAAUCCACUCAGCUGAAAGCCGAGAUGACGGAGCUUCAGCACAAGUUGGAAGAGGCACAGAGGUCCGCAGAACUUGCCUCUAGUGAGGUGAAUUCAAAACAGGAGCGUAUCAACCAGUUGCAGAAUGAGCUCGAUCUAGUCAUGGGUGUACAACGUCGCGCCGACAAUGAAUUCGAGUCCAACGCGAAUUCUGAUGGCACUGAUGCUGCCGCUACCACUGGUGGUGAAGAAGACUCAGCCUCUGCAGGACUGAAACGAACUCUUAGACAAACAGAGACUCGCUACUCUGUUGCCCUCCGACAAAUUGCUAGCAUGCAACACGAGUUGUGGCGUUAUCAGGAGCUGGAGAAGGUGAACGCCGACCCGGCGUUGGCCGACGAAGAAGGAUUAAAAGCAGAGGUUCUGCGGCUUCGCAAGGAGCUGGAGUGCCGAGCGGAGGAGAUAAAGCACCUGGAGGAGCGGGUUGAUAAUGGUGCAGAGGAAGCGCAGCAGGCUGGGCUGAAAACGGCCGUUGUCUCAGUUUGUCUACGACGCGGUUUCGCCGACCUUCUCAAACUCUACAUGCUCGUCUGUUCGGAGUUGAAGGAGACGCCAUCAAAACAGGUCUGCGAGCUAGCCGCUCGUGCCAGUGUUUCUCUGGACGCCAACGCGUCUACCGAUGAUUCCACAGCUUCUGAUCCUACUGUGGAUGCUUCAGCCGCCGGCACAGCAGUGUCCACAUCUCCGACUUCCACGGAGCAGGUCAGUCCAGAGAUGCUGGCAAAGCAAGUGGAAGAUCACAUAGCUAUUGUGAGUCAUCUGCGUCGCGCUGUGCAGAUGUACGCGGAGAAGAACGCUCGUCUUGCUCAAAAUGUUUUGGUUGCCAACAUUCUGGUACCUCAAGUCAUUGAUGCAGCGGCGUGUGGCGUUGGAAGCGUUCCUACCAUCGGUGUGCAGGUCGAACUGAGUAUUUCCUUGGCGGCUUUUAACUGUCCAUCGGACAGAAACCUACUUCAAGCUGGCUUGAUCGAUAGACAGAAGUUGGUAGCCAGGGGCGUCGGCCUAGCCACCAAUGGGAGCUCGAAGCGGACGGACGAGGCAGUGGAGGAGUUGCAAGCGGAGAUUUUGCAAUUACGUAGUAAAUUGUCCAUCAAGCGCGAGCAGGUGGCCUCGCUGCGCAGUGUUCUUAAGAAGAACAAAUCGGUGGCGGAGACGGCAUUGGCCAACUUAAAGCAGAAGUAUGAGAAUGAGAAGGCCAUUGUUACGGAUACGCUGCGCGCUCUGCGCAGUGAGUUGAAGAUGCUGAAGGAGGACGCCUUCACGUACACCUCUAUUCGGGCGAUGUUCACGGAGAAGCAUGAGGAGUUUGUGCAGCAGAUGGAUCAGUUGCAGCAGAAAUUGAAUAAAGCCGAAGAGGAAAAGAGGACACUCAAUUCCAUCCUCCGAUUGGCUAUUCAACAGAAACUUAACCUUACUCAGCAACUUGAAGCCUUAGAAAUGGAACGCCUUGCUGCCAAUCCCGCCUCUGCUCGUAUGGCCGCGGAGGCAGCUCCUGUAAUUCCAAAAUUAUACUACUGUCCACGUGGAGUGUGUCCACAGAGCAGCGUCUCUGGGCAGCAACCCUGUGGCAGAUUUGUAGCCUCGCGACAACUGCGUCUCUACGCUGGAGUAGAUCCUACCACCGGGGUCACUACCGCACCACCGAUUUUCACACCUGCUGCCGCCGCCGCAACCCCGCAGGCGGCUCCACAAACGCCGUUGGUAUCCCCUCCGCCAACCGCUCCGUGGCUGCACGCUGCCCCCCAGCUCCAUUGCCCCCCUCAUCCCGUUGCCGCGGCCGCAACUGCUUUCAAUUUCGCCACCGCUGCAAGCCCUCGAACCCCCGUGACACAGCCUCCAGUCUUCCCUUCUCCUGUCACUGCUCCGCAUCUACUUAAAGUCAAUAACAGCAAUCGUCCACAGGUUCGGCCGAGGCGUCAACAGAACGACGUAGAGUAG
Molecule: messenger RNA, 4773 nt
Organism: Echinococcus granulosus
Lineage: Eukaryota; Metazoa; Platyhelminthes; Cestoda; Cyclophyllidea; Taeniidae
Product: Protein bicaudal D
Exons: 19
Coding region: 1-4773 (1590 amino acids)
Biological process (GO): regulation of microtubule cytoskeleton organization; protein localization to organelle; microtubule anchoring at microtubule organizing center
Cellular component (GO): Golgi apparatus; cytosol
Molecular function (GO): dynein complex binding; cytoskeletal adaptor activity; dynactin binding
Source: RefSeq, a predicted model, not a curated record